GGAGCCCAGGGUCCCCCAUGGGUGGCUGCAUGGGCUCCUCUGGUUACCUGGGACAACAGGCAUUUCCUCCAUCCCCAGCCCCUCCUCUUCCUGCUCCAACCAUCCGGGCCAAGAGGCCUCCCAAUCAGACCUGGACGGCUCCAGCUGUGUCCUGAGGCGCUGGACCAGCCACAUCCCCUGGGGCUGGAGUUGAAGCAGAACCAAGUGGCCAUCCCGGCGUUAGACCAUAGGUUCCUGGCUUCUGGAGCGGUCAGAGCCAGCCAGUGGGCAGCAGCUUUUGCUCACAGGCCCCAGUGCCCAGGGCGCUGGCUCUCCGCAGGGCGGAAUGGCGCUGCAAGUGGAGCUGGUACCCACCGGGGAGAUCAUCCGCGUGGUUCAUCCCCACAGGCCCUGCAAGCUUGCCCUGGGCAGUGACGGGGUUCGGGUGACCAUGGAGAGUGCGCUGACUGCCCGUGACCGGGUGGGGGUGCAGGAUUUCGUGCUGCUGGAGAACUUCACCAGCGAGGCCGCCUUUAUCGAGAACCUGCGGCGGCGGUUUCGGGAGAACCUCAUCUAUACCUACAUUGGCCCCGUCCUGGUCUCUGUCAACCCCUACCGAGACCUGCAGAUCUACAGCCGGCAGCACAUGGAGCGUUACCGUGGCGUCAGCUUCUAUGAAGUGCCCCCUCAUCUGUUUGCCGUGGCCGACACUGUAUACCGAGCACUGCGUACAGAGCGUCGGGACCAGGCAGUGAUGAUCUCUGGGGAGAGUGGGGCAGGCAAGACCGAGGCCACCAAGAGGCUGCUACAGUUCUAUGCAGAGACCUGCCCAGCCCCCGAGCGCGGAGGUGCUGUGCGGGACCGGCUGCUGCAGAGCAACCCAGUGCUGGAGGCCUUUGGAAAUGCCAAGACCCUCCGAAACGAUAACUCCAGCAGGUUCGGGAAGUACAUGGAUGUGCAGUUUGACUUCAAGGGUGCCCCCGUGGGUGGCCAUAUCCUCAGUUACCUCCUGGAAAAGUCACGAGUGGUGCACCAGAAUCACGGGGAGCGGAACUUCCACGUCUUCUACCAGCUGCUGGAAGGCGGCGAGGAGGAGACUCUUCGCAGGCUGGGCUUGGAACGGAACCCCCAGAGCUACCUGUACCUGGUGAAGGGCCAGUGUGCCAAAGUCUCCUCCAUCAACGACAAGAGUGACUGGAAGGUGGUCCGGAAGGCUCUGACGGUCAUCGAUUUCACUGAGGAUGAAGUGGAGGACCUGCUGAGCAUCGUGGCCAGCGUCCUGCAUUUGGGUAACAUCCACUUUGCUGCUGACGAGGAGAGCAACGCCCAGGUCACCACCGAGAACCAACUGAAGUAUCUGACCAGGCUCCUCAGCGUGGAAGGCUCGACGCUGCGAGAAGCCCUGACACACAGGAAGAUCAUCGCCAAGGGGGAGGAGCUCCUGAGCCCGCUGAACCUGGAGCAGGCCGCCUAUGCGCGAGACGCUCUCGCCAAGGCUGUGUACAGCCGCACUUUUACCUGGCUCGUGGGGAAGAUCAACAGGUCGCUGGCCUCCAAGGAUGCGGAGAGCCCCAGCUGGCGGAGUACCACGGUUCUCGGGCUCCUGGAUAUUUAUGGCUUCGAAGUGUUUCAGCAUAACAGCUUUGAGCAGUUCUGCAUCAAUUACUGCAACGAGAAGCUGCAGCAGCUCUUCAUCGAGCUCACGCUCAAGUCGGAGCAGGAGGAGUACGAGGCAGAGGGCAUCGCGUGGGAGCCCGUCCAGUAUUUCAACAACAAGAUCAUCUGUGAUCUGGUGGAGGAGAAGUUUAAGGGCAUCAUCUCGAUUUUGGAUGAGGAGUGUCUGCGCCCCGGGGAGGCCACGGACCUGACCUUCCUAGAGAAACUGGAGGACACGGUCAAGCACCAUCCACACUUCCUGACGCACAAGCUGGCUGACCAGCGGACCCGGAAAUCUCUGGGCCGAGGGGAAUUCCGCCUUCUGCACUACGCUGGGGAGGUGACUUACAGCGUGACAGGGUUUCUGGACAAAAACAAUGACCUUCUCUUCCGGAACCUUAAGGAGACCAUGUGUAGCUCGAAGAAUCCCAUUAUGAGCCAGUGCUUCGACCGGAGCGAGCUCAGUGACAAGAAGCGGCCAGAGACGGUCGCCACCCAGUUCAAGAUGAGCCUCCUGCAGCUGAUGGAGAUCCUGCAGUCCAAGGAGCCCGCCUACGUCCGCUGCAUCAAGCCUAAUGAUGCCAAACAGCCCGGCCGCUUUGAUGAGGUGCUGAUCCGGCACCAGGUGAAGUACCUGGGGCUGAUGGAGAACCUGCGCGUGCGCAGAGCCGGCUUUGCCUAUCGCCGCAAAUACGAAGCUUUCCUGCAAAGGUACAAGUCACUGUGCCCAGAGACGUGGCCCACGUGGGCAGGACGGCCGCAGGAUGGGGUGGCUGUGCUGGUCCGACACCUGGGCUACAAGCCAGAAGAGUACAAGAUGGGCAGGACCAAGAUCUUCAUCCGCUUCCCCAAGACCCUGUUUGCCACAGAGGAUGCCCUGGAGGUCCGGCGGCAGAGCCUAGCCACAAAGAUCCAAGCUGCCUGGAGGGGCUUUCACUGGCGGCAGAAAUUCCUCCGGGUGAAGCGAUCAGCCAUCUGCAUCCAGUCGUGGUGGCGUGGAACGCUGGGCCGGAGGAAGGCAACCAAGAGGAAGUGGGCAGCGCAGACCAUCCGGCGGCUCAUCCGAGGCUUCAUCCUGCGCCACGCCCCCCGUUGCCCCGAGAACGCCUUCUUCCUGGAUCAUGUGCGCACCUCUUUUUUGCUAAACCUGCGGCGGCAGCUGCCCCGGAAUGUCCUGGACACCUCCUGGCCCACACCCCCACCUGCCCUGCGUGAGGCCUCAGAGCUUCUGCGGGAGCUGUGCAUAAAGAACAUGGUGUGGAAAUACUGCCGGGGUAUCAGCCCUGAGUGGAAGCAGCAGCUGCAGCAGAAGGCCGUGGCUAGUGAGAUCUUCAAGGGCAAGAAGGAUAAUUACCCUCAGAGUGUGCCCAGACUCUUCAUUAGCACUCGGCUUGGUGCAGACGAGAUCAGCUCCCGAGUGCUUCAGGCCCUGGGCUCUGAGCCCAUUCAGUAUGCUGUGCCUGUCGUGAAAUAUGACCGCAAGGGCUACAAGCCUCGCUCCCGGCAGCUGCUGCUUACGCCCAACGCCGUGGUCAUCGUGGAGGACGCCAAAGUUAAGCAGAGGAUUGAUUACGCCAACCUGACCGGAAUCUCUGUGAGCAGCCUGAGCGACAGUCUGUUUGUGCUUCAUGUACAGCGUGAAGACAAUAAGCAAAAGGUGCCCUUUCAUGGAUGGGGAGGUGGAUUGGGGAUUGGGGGUCUGUCUCCAUGGAAAAACCCUCACCCACCCCGUUCCUCCAGCAUCACGUUUGCAGGGGGCCCCGGCAGGGAUGGUACCAUCGACUUCACCCCCGGCUCGGAGCUGCUCAUCACCAAGGCCAAGAACGGGCACCUGGCUGUGGUCGCUCCCAGGCUGAAUUCCCGGUGAUAGAGGCGCUCACUGGACUCCCAGCUCCCAGCGCUUUGCUUCUGUCCUCCCCUCCCAAUUACCAAAGACUCAAACUUCCAGACGGCGA
Mandrillus leucophaeus (drill) is the source of this 3590-nucleotide messenger RNA. RefSeq names its product myosin IC (gene MYO1C). Gene Ontology annotation, cellular component: actin cytoskeleton; vesicle; plasma membrane. The record is from RefSeq and is a predicted model, not a curated record. NCBI's taxonomy places the organism in Eukaryota, Metazoa, Chordata, Mammalia, Primates, Cercopithecidae. Gene Ontology annotation, biological process: actin filament organization; vesicle transport along actin filament. The coding region runs from base 326 to 3502 and encodes 1058 amino acids. Gene Ontology annotation, molecular function: microfilament motor activity; ATP binding; actin filament binding. The transcript has 31 exons.